This is a messenger RNA of Gossypium raimondii (Peruvian cotton), 459 nucleotides long. RefSeq lists its product as uncharacterized. The record is from RefSeq and is a predicted model, not a curated record. Bases 1 to 459 code for a protein of 152 amino acids. The transcript has a single exon. Gene Ontology annotation, molecular function: RNA-DNA hybrid ribonuclease activity; nucleic acid binding. Lineage: Eukaryota; Viridiplantae; Streptophyta; Magnoliopsida; Malvales; Malvaceae.
AUGGAGUCAACUGCGUUAAACGGGAGGAUGGCUAGGCGGCAAAUCCUACUCUCUGAGUGUGAUAUAGUCUACGUAAAUCAGAAGGCUAUCAAAGGGAGCACAAUAGAAGAAUUUUUGGCCAGCAGAGCUUUAGAAGACUACGAACCUCUGAAUUUUGAUUUCUCGAAUGAAGACUUGAUGUGUGUGGCGAAGUUAAACUUUGACGGAGCUUCGAAUGCUGUAGGUAAUAAAAUUGGGGCAGUCCUUGUGUCCUCAAAUAGAGAUCAUUAUCCUUUUACCAGUAAAUUAGAUUUUGAUUGCACUCAUAACAUGGCUGAAUAUGAAGCUUGCAUUAUGGGCAUCCGGGCAGCCAUAGAGCGAAAAAUUAAGAUACUGGAGGUAUACAGAGACUCUACAUUGGUAAUAUACCAACUCAAAGGGGAAUGGGAAACGAGAGACUCAAAGUUAAUCCGCUAUUGA